UGCUCAGUUGGCAGAGUAAUGAAGAUGCGCCACAGGGAAUGACAGGAUGGAGAUUCUCGCGAUAGCAUCACGCGCUCAGUCCACUAUGUCAGAGAAUUUCUAAUGGGAGAGUGCGGCUUCUGUAAAGAUGGCGGUCAGCAGCAUCCGAGGCCGCCCGACACGGAGCAGUCGGAUGCGAGGUCGGAAUGACAGCGGGGAGGAAAACGUCCCCCUGGAUCUUUCUAAAGAUCCUGCCGAGAACCUACGUGAAAUUCUUCAAAAUGUUGCGGGACAGCAAGGGGUCUCCAACGUGCGCAAACUUGGCCAUCUUAACAACUUUGUAAAGCUUCUCUGCAAUGUUGGCCACUCAGAGGAGAAGCUUGGCUUUACAUAUGAGGAGAUAAUUAUUUGUCUUCGGUUAGCGUUGUUGAAUGAUGCCAAGGAAGUACGUGCAGCUGGAUUACGGGCUCUGCGUUACCUUAUCAGGGACAGCUGUGUACUUGAGAAGAUGCUCCGGCUACAGGUGGACUACUUGAUUGCGAGGUGCAUAGAUAUCCAGCAAAGUAACGAAGUUGAAAGAACUCAGGCUCUCAGACUUGCACGCAAGAUGAUCACUGUGAAUGCACUGCUUUUCCCCUCCUCCGUCACCAACUCCCUCAUUGCCGUGGGCAACGACGGGCUGCAUGAACGAGAUCGUAUGGUGCGGGCCUGCAUUGCCAUAGUCUGUGAGCUCACCUUGAAGAAUCCUGUUGUGGUAGCACAGCGGGGCGGUCUCAGCACCAUUCUGAAGAGUGUGACUGACUGUCAGCUGAGUCGCAUCAAUGAAGCUCUCAUCACCACCAUCCUGCACCUCCUCAACCACCCUCACACCAGGCAGUACAUCCGCUCUGACAUUGAACUUGAGCAAAUCCUGGCCCCUUACACAGAUUUUCACUACAAACACACUGGUGACAGAGCAGAGGGGCAGCUCAAGGAGGAUAGGGAGGCUCGGUUCAUGGCCAGUAAAAUGUCUAUAGUUGCCUCUUUUCGUUCCUGGUCAGGCAUCAUUAACCUCUGCAAGUCAGGCAACUCUGGAAUCCAGUCUCUUAUUGGCUUACUUUGUAUACCAAAUAUGGAAGUGCGGAAAGGUUUGCUGGAGGUGUUUUAUGAUAUCUUCCAGCUUGUCAUACCUGUAGCAACUGCAGACUUCAAUGAAGCACUUAGUAGUGUAGACCCCAGCAGGUUUCAGGACAGCUGGAGGUUAUCUGAUGGAUUUGUGGCUUCUGAGGCAAAAACAGUACUCCCAUAUCGAUCAUGCUCGAGGCCAGACUUGAUGGAUAAUUACCUUGCUUUGGUCCUUUCUGCCUUCAUCAAGAGUGGACUCCUAGAGGGUCUUGUCGAGGUGAUCACAAGCAGCGACGAUGCCAUGUCCGUACGAGCUACCAUCUUGUUGGGAGAACUUCUCCAUAUGGCCAACACCAUUCUCCCUCACAGCCACAGCCACCAUCUACACUGCUUGCCCACCCUUAUGAACAUGGCAGCCUCCUUUGAUAUUGGUCCAGAGAAGAGACUACGAGCAAGUGCUGCAGUUAACUACCUGAAGUGUUUUCAUGAGAAGAAGAAGCAUGGAGCUAAACCGUACAGUCUCUACUUGGACCACAUCCUCCGCACCUCAGGAGCAUCGCACUGCUGCCGAGACCAGCACUUUAAACCUCAGAGAGACAUUUUCAAUGUCAAGGAAACUGAGGAUACUCUAAUGACCUACAUGAGAGACAGCCACAUCUUCAACCACAAGGAGAACUUAGACUGGAACUGGUCCCUCAUUGAAACCAUUUUGAAGGGGGCAAAUGUUAGUUUACGUAGCAGCAAGGAUGAACAAAUGCACAAAUUUGUGCAAAGGCUGCUUUUCUUCUACAAGCCCAGCAGUAAAUUGUAUGGAAGCAUGGAGCUGGAGCAUCCACAGGCCAGACAGCUCACUGUGGUUGGCUGUCAGUUUAUAGAGUUCCUCCUGGCAUCUGAAGAGGAAGGCCAGGCGUACCUGGAAGACCUGGUGAGGGACAUUGUCCAGAGUUUGUUUUCUUCUCCUGGACUCAAACCUGACCGCAGUCUGCAGGGCAGUGGGCUGCUAACCACACUCAGCCAGCAUUAUUUUCUCUUCCUGGGCACAGUGUCAGCCCACCAACAUGGUGUGAAGAUGCUUGAGAAGUGCAGCUUUUUUCAGUGUUUGUUGAACGUAUGUAGUUUGAAGAAUCAGGAGCACCUGCUGAAGCUGACGGUCUCCACGCUGGACUACAGUCGAGAUGGUUUGGCUCGGGUCAUUCUGUCCAAAAUCCUCACUGCUGCCACUGAUACCUGCAGGUUGUACGCCACUAAGCACCUGCGGGUCCUACUGCGCGCCAGCGUGGAGUUCUUCAGUAACUGGGGCAUCGAGCUCCUGGUCACUCAACUUCAUGACCGCAAUAAGAAUAUUUCCAUGGAGGCGCUGGACAUCCUAGAUGAAGCCUGUGAAGACAUGACCAACCUACAUGCACUGACAGAGAUGAAACCUGCUCUCACACACCUGGGGGACAAGGGUGUGCUACUGCUGCUGAGGUUUUUAUCUAUUCCAAAGGGUUUCUCUUAUCUCAGUGAGAGAGGAUAUAUCACUAAGGAAAUGGAGAAAUGGCAGAAGGAGUAUAACUUGAAGUACGUGGACAUGAUAGAAGAGCAACUUAAUGAGGCCCUCACCACAUACCGCAAGCCUGUUAAUGGGGACAAUUAUGUACGCCGCAGCAACCAAAGGUUACAGAGGCCAAAUGUUUACCUCCCUGUACACUUGUAUGGUCAACUGGUUCAUGAUAAGACCGGCUGCCAGUUACUUCAAGCCCAAAAUGUGGUUCGUGAUUUAAGCCACAGUGUUCGAUCAGCUGCGCUGGAGAAAUGGGAGGGCAUCAAAAAGCUGAAAGCAGCACUCUGGGCUUUGGGAAACAUAGGCUCAUCAAACUGGGGUCUGAACUUGCUGCUGGAGGACGGGGUGAUCACUGAUAUAGUGUCUCUGGCCCACCACUGUGAGGUUCUGUCCAUCAGAGGGGCGUGUCUGUAUGUGCUUGGCCUCAUCAGUAAGACAAGGCAGGGCUGCGACACAUUGAAGCAGCAGGGCUGGGAUGCUGUAAGACAUAGCCGCAGUAUGCUGUGGCCUGUCGUCCCAGAGGAGUUGGAGACGCAGCCCAGGCUGUCCUCUGUCCACAGUACACUCACACUCACAGAGUCCACGGGCUCCAGGCACACCAGUGAGAGUGACUCUGUACAAAUCGGUGGAUAUAUGCUUGAUGAUGAAAGGGUAGAGGGCGGUGACUUCUCAGAGGAGUCUUCUUUGUACUUUUGCCCCAGAGUGAUGAAAGACCGAAGCCCUUUCACCGUGUUGGCCUCUAGCCGCUUCCGCAACCGCCUUCUCAACUCCCUGUCUCUGCCUGGGAAGAGUCUUUCCCACACCCUUUACUCUAAAGGUAGCAAUCAAAGUAAAGAAGAAGGGCUGGAUGGAAAACAGGGACUUAAAUACUCGUUUGUAGCAGCAGAUGUGUUCCCUCUUUAUAAUGGCCACCUGUCUAAAAGCCUUUCUGGUUGUAGAGAGACCUCUUUUGCGGGGGAUAAAGCCAUAGAGAAUGGUGGGAGCAUCCCCAGCAGUGGGGAGGGGGAAACGGAUGCAGGGUUCAGGACAGUUGAGAACCAGCGGGAACAGUGCAGCUGUGAGCGUUUGGCUGAAGAUGGGCGUCCUGGAGGCAGUGGCGCCCAAUUUAAAAGCCGCAGCCAGAGCUUUAAUACCGACACCACCACCAGCGGCAUCAGCUCCAUGAGCUCCAGCCCCUCCAGGGAGACCCUGCCCUCCUGCGUAGACACCGACUGUGUCAGCCUGAACACUGUGAUAAGUACCCAGACCAUACAGAACUUAGUGACACCGAAACACCGCUCUACACCGCUCUCAAUUCCCAAGUCCUGCUCUACCUCGCUUGUACCCCCUGGCUCCUCCCACACCUUGCCUCGCCGAGCCCAGUCCCUCAGGUCUCCCUCAGUGACCACCCUGAGCAGCUUAGCUGACUGCCGCCUGUACUCUAGCUCCAGAGAUGCUUUGGGAUAUGCUACCACACUGAAGUGCUCAAGCUCCCACAACGGCUACACAAGUCCUCGUGACGCUCUGGGCUACACCACCCUAAGAAGGCUGCAACACCAACGCAUCCAGCCGUCUCUGUCGCACAGUGAGGCCCUGGCCUCCCCAGCCAAGGACAUACUCUUUACUGAUGCCAUCACCAUGAAUACAGGGAGUCUGGAUUCCAGACUCACCUCACAAAGAUUUCUGAACGCAUUGAGCUUUGCAUCUCUGGAUAAGGACGACUUGCUGAGCCCAAUCAACCAAACUACGCUGCAGCGCUCCUCCUCUGUACGCUCCAUAGUGUCCAGUGCUACUUGUGGCUCCUCUGAUGACUACAUGGGCUUGGCUUUGCCUGUCAAUAUCAACAACAUGUUCCAGAUUAAAGAAACACCGUAUUUCCAAAAGAGGCUGAGCCCGCCUUCUGAGGACUGCUCUGCUAAAUUCUUCUCUGGAGACUCUGAUGGUCCCAGUGAUGGAUGUCGGCCAGCAACGCUUCGUUCUCAGCUCAGUAUCACAGAGCUGAUGGCAGUGAGCCGGGCAGAACAGCAGCAGAUGCUGGGCUCCGAAGAGACGGGUCUUCAAGAACACAGCAAUAACAACUGCCUGUACUGUGCUGGACUGUCUGCGCUUGGCGACAACUCUCAAAACAACAACCCAGAUCUAACAGAAGUGCCCUCAUUAUCAGAGUGGUACAGUUUGCCUCCAGGAAACCAUGUGGAGGUCAUGGUCCAAGCCAAGCUGUCAGGGGUGUCUGGAUGCAGUGACACUGUGUCCCAGGGAUCUGGGGGUAGUGCUCACAGCACAGAGCUUGUUUUGGGGGUGAAGUCCAUCCCGGAGGGUGCACCGGCUGGCAGGGUACUACUGAGGAAGGAGGUGCUUCGUUUGGUCAUCAAUCUCAGCUCCUCUGUGGGGACCAAAAACCAUGAGACCAGCUUGUUAACGAUCAAGGAGAAGUUUCCCUAUGCAUUUGAUGACAUCUGUCUGUAUUCAGAGGUGUCCUACCUGUUGGCUCACUGCAUGUUCCGCCUCCCCUCACGCCGCUUCAUUCAGGAGCUCUUCCAAGAUGUGCCAUUUAUACCAAUGUAUGAAGAGGCAGAGAGCAUCCUAUCCGUGUCGCCACACAAGGGUUCAGCUUCACGCUCUGACGCUUGAUUCGCCUUAUACUCAGCUCUGCGUGUGUGUCAAGUCCCAGCCCAUUCACGAACAGUCACUGACGUCUUCGCACACUCGCCUGUUAUGAUAUCCUCUCCGACUGCUGUGUGUGCUCUCCUCACUGACAACCCAGCACAAACGAGUAACAACUUUCAGAAUGAUCACAUUGCAACAUUACUCAGAAUGAUACACCUACAUUUGAAGCCGCUGAAGCUAUUGUCGGCUUUUCUCUCUCUGCUUUUAUAUAGCAGUGCUGCUUAAAAGUUUGUGACCUCUUUAGAAUUUUCUAUAUUUCUGCAUAAAAAUGACUCUAAACGUCAGCGCAUAUUCGCACGAGUCCCGAAAGCAGAGGAAGAGAACCCCAUCAAACGAGACAGAAAUAUUAUACUUGUUUGUUCAUUUAUUCAAGAAAAUUCUGCCACUCGCCGCUCUUUUUAGUCGUUUUUGGUCGUUCAUGUGAAUCUGGCGGUGAGUCUGAUAAACAAAGGAGGGGUGGGGAGCUUGAGUUUGCUGAAAGUCAGGUUUGAUUACCUGUAGCCUGAGCACAUUAAGUGCUGCACGGUCACCACUGCCAUACAGAAGAGUGCAGCGUAAAUAAUGUUGCAAACUGUUUAAUGGUUCCUUUGUGUGAUAAUGUAAUGUCAGGUGAACUAGUUAGCAUUAGCUUGCUUAAUGGUGUUUCUCAACUCCAUUAAUAGUGGUGGAACGCACCUCAGUAUUGUGCUGAAGUACAAAUUUGAGGUAAUUUAGUUGAGUUAAUCUAUUUUCUGUUACUUUUUACAUUUCUAUUUAUCUGACUACUUUAGUUACUGCUUAAUUUGCAGAUUUCGAUUGACGAUAUGAAAAUAAAAUCAUGAAUUCAUUUACGAUAUUAUAUCAAUAAGGCUUUGUUGGUACACAAUGAGAAAUUCAUAAGCCACCUAUCAGAAUGUACAGCUCAUUUACCAGCUACAAAAUUAAAGUGGUGAACAAAUUAAUGGCUCAGUAAUUAUAAUUCCAAGAAUAUACUCUCUGAAAUAGGCUAUUCUUUAUAAUACCUUUACAUUUUGGUACUAUAUAUAUAUAUUUUGAUGCUAAUACUGGUACCUCUACAUAAGUAACAUUUUCAUUGUUGGAUUUUUACUAGGAACAGAGUAAUACUACUUGGUGCAUGCAAAAUGCUUAUACAGGCGAAGACACUUGUAUUAAAGUAUGCUAAAACUUAUUUGUAUAUUAAGGCAAGGUGAUGUUUUCUUGUUUUAUUCUAACCUCAAAGUUCUCCCAAAGGCUUCAUUUGGGUAUUAAAAUCCCUAGAAUUCUCUUCUGGUGUAUGAACCCCAACUAUGCACCAUUGUUGCCUUUUUCACUACUGUAGCAUUUGCAAGUCUGCAUUUGAUAUAACCUUAAAUGUCUCAUCAUUGUGAGGAAGGACUCUUUUGUGGAUGUUGAUCGGUCUGACACUUGCACAUGAUUGGAGGAGCACAUGGAGUGAAGUCAGACCAUUGUCAGAUUUCAACGUCUCUCUCUCUCUGUUUUUUAAAAUUCAAGUUAUUUUAGCAAUCUUUAGCACUUACACUGAAACAAGUCUUUGAGAACUCAGUGCUCUGGUGACCGCUUUUCAAACAAACAGUGAGGAAUGAGUUCUCUUGAGAAGGUAGCAGGCACUGUACUCAUUCGAGUUUGGCUUUACGUGAUAAAUAUCUGAAUGAACUUUCGACAUUUAUGAACUGAAUGUCAUUAAAAUAUAUCAAGUAGAACUUUUUAGCGCCAGUACAGGUGUUGUUGUAUUGGCAGUAAAAAGGUGCCCCCCCAUCAUUCGGACACAUUUCCUUUCGUCCUGGUUUGUGAUGGGCCAGUCACAAGGCUUUCUCUAAUAUGGAUCGGGGUUUGAUAUGAUAAUGUUGUUGCGCUGAUUGGUUGUAGGUCUAACCAAUUGUGUCCAAAGGCAUUAUGGUCUGUGGCUGCUGAUAAUGCUGUGCCAGUGUUUAUUCAUUUCAAUUUUUGUCUUCAGUGCCAAACUUUAAUCUCACUGUUCUGGGACCAUAGAUUGGGAGCUGCAAGGAUACAGUGAAUGGCCUUCAUACUAUUCCCAUUAAUCCACAGUAUCCUGUGAAAUAGUCAGUGUGGACGCUCCUGGUUUUCCCCCCAGAGGCCGCUAGAGGGCAUGCAGGAGUAGAUAUGAACCAGCACAAGGAAACUAGAGCAGAGCGGAUUCUACAAUACGCAAAAAGCGUGAACCCUGAAUUUUUUUUUCUUCAGAUCAUCUAGGAAUGGUCAAUACAUCAAUCAGAUAAAAAGUAAGAGUGCAAUAAGGUACAAUAAAGACAAUGUUAUAGUUUUCCUUUUAUACUGCUUGUGGAGGGAGGUAACUGUCUGACUGCAAUAAAAUCUGGAGUAUUUAAAUUAAUUGGAGGUGUCAAAAGUCACUAAGAGAGUUAAUGUUAACUACACUAAUACUACACAAUGUUCCCAUUUUUCCUUAAGUGCUGCAGAAGCAAUAGCUUUCAGCCUGCUGUUAAACCUGAGGUGUUGCUGCUUUCACUGCUACUUUUGCCACUGUGGAAAAAUAAAACACGAGUGCAUAUUCAUGGGUGCAAGAAUGCCUCAGUACUAAUAAGACUUCAUGUUUUUGCCAUAGUAAGUAUAGAUUAUUUUGCAUUGUUAUUUUUACUAAGUUCAUUCCAUGUUGAUAAGACAGGUGAACUCCCCCCAAAUCCCCCAAAUGGGAAAAUAAAUCACUUUUAACACUGUGUGUCUACCACUGUCACAUUUGUGUAUAAUAACAGUAAGUCAUAUGGACUACAUCUAAGCAAGAAGUACUGUUAUUGCACAGUUAAUUUUUUUUUCUUUCCUUACUGUAACAACAAUGACAUUAUGAUGACCAUUUGUGGGCAUGUUGCGCCAAUAUUUAUGAAAGAAGCACAACAUUGUCAUGCACUAUAUAAUUAUUGACAAUAAAAAUGGUAAUUGUCCAAACAGAACAACUCUUGUUUUA
Scatophagus argus is the source of this 8210-nucleotide messenger RNA. RefSeq names its product rapamycin-insensitive companion of mTOR-like. Gene Ontology annotation, molecular function: protein serine/threonine kinase activator activity. Bases 128 to 5236 code for a protein of 1702 amino acids. Lineage: Eukaryota; Metazoa; Chordata; Actinopteri; Scatophagidae. The record is from RefSeq and is a predicted model, not a curated record. Gene Ontology annotation, biological process: positive regulation of phosphatidylinositol 3-kinase/protein kinase B signal transduction; TORC2 signaling. Gene Ontology annotation, cellular component: TORC2 complex. The transcript has 38 exons.